AUGCCCAUCUCCAAGUCCACGGUAGGCGACAAGAAAGUGAUGCUUCCGCCAGGCAUCUACACGCCCGUCAUCUCGCUCUACAAGCCUACCAAAACCCAGGAACUCGAUUUGGAUGCCAUGUACAAACACUGCCAGUACCUCGUGCGAGCCGGCCAACAUGGUCUGGUCUACCAAGGCACAAACGGCGAAGCAGUCCCUCUUUCACGCUCGGAAAAAAUGGCUAUCCUGCAUACCGCCCGCCGUGCAGUCACCGAUCUCGGGCGUCCGGAUUAUCCCUUGGUCGCAGGUAUAAGCGGGCAGAGCACAAACGAAACUAUCGAGUUGGCGCAAGACGCCCGCGAAGCCGGCGCCUCGUUUGGACUGCUGCUGCCGCCGAGUUUCUGGGCUAAAUCCAUGACCGAAGAGGCACUGCUGGGCUUCUACAGAGACGUCGCCGACGCAAGCCCGCUGCCCAUUGUCAUCUACAACUUCCCGACCGUGACAUCGGGCGUCGACCUGGAUUCCGAUAUUCUCGCUGCGCUGGCACAGCAUCCCAACAUUGUCGCCGUGAAACUGACAUGCGGAAAUGUCGGAAAGGCAGUCCGCCUGACGUCUCGCUUCUCGCCCGCACAGUUCUCCGUGUACGGCGGGUCCUCUGAUUUCCUGUUUCCCACGCUCGAGGCUGGCGGCGUGGGCUGUGUGACGGGCAUGGGCAAUGUGUUUCCGAAAGCUACAGCGAGGGUGUACGAUUUGUGGAUGCAGGGAAACAAGGAUGAGGCCAGGGCGUUGCAGGAUGUGGUGGCCAAUGCAGAGUGGGCGUGCAAGAAGAGCCUCGCGCUGACAAAGUAUGCGGCUGGCCAUUUUGUAGGCUCCAAGUUGGGAAUCAAGAGUGAGGCUUUCUGGCCCAGACGCCCGUAUUUGCCGCCGGGAGAGAAGAUGAGGGAGUGGACGAUUGGUGUCAUGGGCGUCUUGGAGGCGGAGGAGAAUGCCAUUGCUGAGACAUGA
Molecule: messenger RNA, 984 nt
Organism: Exserohilum turcica Et28A
Lineage: Eukaryota; Fungi; Ascomycota; Dothideomycetes; Pleosporales; Pleosporaceae
Exons: 1
Coding region: 1-984 (327 amino acids)
Molecular function (GO): 4-hydroxy-tetrahydrodipicolinate synthase activity
Source: RefSeq, a predicted model, not a curated record